Molecule: messenger RNA, 2338 nt
Organism: Mesitornis unicolor (brown roatelo)
Lineage: Eukaryota; Metazoa; Chordata; Aves; Mesitornithiformes; Mesitornithidae
Product: pleckstrin homology domain-containing family M member 1-like
Source: RefSeq, a predicted model, not a curated record
CUGAUCAAGAAGCAGCUGGUGAACGCCAUCAAGGCGCUGCAGAAGCAGUACGUCACCUCGGACGCCGUCGUGACCAGCGACGAUGGCAACACCAACACCUUCUGCAGCGCCCUGGAAGCUGUCUUCAUGCACGGGCUGAAGGCGAAGCACAUCAAGACAGAGAACGGGGGAAAUAUCGUCUCGGAGCUGGAACAACUCAUCUUCAUCAACACGGACGUCGGCCGCUGCCGCGCCUGGCUGAGGCUGGCUUUGAACGAUGGCCUCGUGGAGUGUUACCUGAACCUGCUGCUGCGGGAGAGGUCCCGGCUGCCCGAAUACUACCAGACCACCGCUCUGCUCCUGGAUGCCGAAGAGUGCGAGUUUCUCCUGAGCUACUUGCAGGGUUUAUCGUCCUUAACCUUCGAGCUGUCCUAUAAAUCGGCGGUUUUGAACGAGUGGACCAUCACCCCUCUGUCCCUGUCGGGUUUGUGUCCCGUUUCGGAGCUGCUGGAGCCCCUCGCGUCCUCGACAUCCGAACCCCGCAGAAAAGCAUCGCUGGGUUCGAUCUCCCAGUCAUCGGGGUCGGACGAGAUCGAGAUUCAAGCCUCCGUCCUGCCCAUCAGCAAAGCCAGCAGCAAAACCAAGCUCACGUCGUCCUCGCUGAGCCUGAACACCACCAGCUCGUCCCAGCUCUCCUCCAGCCUGGGCUCCGACAGCGUCCUCCCGCCCCACUGCUCCCGCAGCCCCUGCGACUCCGACCUGGGGACGGCCACCACCGAGGACCUGGACAGGUCGCUGCGAGAGGUGUUGUCCGAGUUCAGCAAAGCCAAGCCAAGCCCGGAAGCCCCGCAGGGAGGGCAGGUCCCCAGCGUGCUGGGCUGCUCCCCACAGCCACCCGCCUGCCCCCUGCCUGCAUUGCCUGUCCCCCCAGCACCGUCCCCUCACAUCAAUGGCCCCCCAGAGCCAUCACCCCACACCAACGGCCCACGCUCCUCUGGGACAAGCAGCACGGUAACCGCCAGCGGUGGGGAUGGAGAUGCAGCACCGCAAGCCAACGGCACGGCCGGCGUUUCAGCCUCACGGUGUGGAGAUCCGAGCGGAGGAGAGACGGGCAGAAGCAUCGUGGUCAGCAGCAGCGAGGCGAGCCAGGCCGUCCGCAGCCCGACGGCCCAGUACCUCCUCUCUCCGCUGCUGGGUUGUCCGAAAAGAAAGAGCUGGAUCUCAGAAGAUGAUUUCUACAGACCUUCUCUGGGAGACAGCGGCGAGAGCGCAGCCGAAAUCAACGGCUUUGGGCCAGAGGGGGCUGGCGAGGGCCCGGCCCCGGGGCUGAUCAGCGCCCUUGACCUGGAGCGGCUGUCGGUGCCGUCCUCGCAGAGCGAGAAGCCCAAAACCUCGCCCGAGCGGGAACAGAAAGGCUUCAGCGUUGUGCACCGCAGGCAGAUGGGUCUUUCCAACCCGUUCCGAGGGCUCCUGAAGCUGGGCAGCCUGGAGCGGAGAGGAGCCAUGGGGAUAUGGAAGGAGUUUUCCUGCGAGCUGUCGCCGCUGGAGCUGCGGCUCUUCCUGGACCACGAGGACCGCAUCUGUGUCGAGAGCCAUUCCCUGCUGCGCUGCGAGUCGCUGGCGCUGACGCACUCGGACGGCCGCUUCGAGCUGGUUUUCCUGGGGAAGAAGCUGUACCUCCGAGCUCCUUCUCGCGACGAGGCCGAGGACUGGCUGGACAGGAUCCGCGAGGCGCUGCGCAAGUGCCGGCCCCAGCUGGAGGAGGAGGAGUGGGAGACGCUGGAGUAUCCAGAAGACGGCGGCGAAGGCCACCCCGUCCACGGCGACUCCGCCGCUCUCCUGCAGUACAGCGACGUGCCUGCAAGCAGCUUUGACUGGACCCCAAUUCACGAACCCGAGCCGGAUGCGAUAAAAGAGGCCGUUCUGUACGUGGACAUAGACAAAACCUGGGUCCCCUUCGUUUUUUCCCUCUCCUUAGAAACUUUAAAGUGCUUUAAAAUCCGAAACAAGGAUAAAAUUUUAAGCAACAGCUACGGCAUAGAGACCAUCCAGGACAUCCUCCCAGACACCAGCCUGGGCGGACCAGCCUUCUUCAAGGUGAUCACCUCCAAAGCCGUCCUGAAGCUGCAGGCGGAGAGCGCCCAAGAGGCGGCCUCGUGGGGGGGCCGGGAGCUGGUGCGAGCGGUGCUCAUGUCCUACCUGGAGAGCGCGGAGGAGGCGCUGACGCUGGGGGGCGGCUUGGACGGGCACUCCCAGGUGGUCCUGAAGAACAUCGUGAAGGAAAACGGCUUCCUGCUGCAAUACCUGGUGGCCAUCCCCGUGGAGAAGGGCCUGGACUCGCAGAGCUUCAUCUGCGCAG